GCUAGAACUCCUGAAAAACAGUGCUCUUAGAAACUGUUGGUGGGUUGACACUAAUACUCCGAGUUCCAUAUCACUGGUACUGGUAUGAACCGUUAGAAUACCAUUGAAAUGAUAAUGCCUUGCCCAUGUAAGGGCAAGAAAAUGUCAUCCAUCUCGAGACGUGUCAGUGCCUGGGCUAUUCACCACUCAAAAAUGCGAUAAUGGAGGUAUUUGUUCAGCAAAUGAGAUAGUGAAUGACCACUGAACAGGGCGGUGAUUCCUCAACUGCUUUAGAGAGGGUGCGAAACGUGACCAAACCUGCGCCCUCUAUAUCGCCAGUGGACUAUGGGGUGCCAACUGCUUGUCAGCAGCACCAACAUAAAAAACAACCUGUUGUUAAUGCUGCUCAACAACAACAGGGUAUACAAAUCCGGGAGCCGGAGCACAAAGCCCUGGUCCGGUUCUUGUUUGACCAAUUGACAAGUAAACGACCCCUCACGAAUGUGUUGAGUUGCAUCCCACCUGAAUAUAAAGUGAUGCACUGUAUUCUGGAUGCAUUCAUGAUGACCAUGGCAAAGAACACGGGAGGCCCUCUAGCAGAGGAGGUUCUCUUGAUUCUCUCUUGUCUGAUUGUGGAACGCUAUCCUGUCCUGCAUAAAGACUUUGCACUUCUGAAGACCCGAUACCCGCCCAUCUUGGUGUUCAGUGCUUUACAGCUGGCUGUAUUGCUCUUCAAUAAGUUCGUCCUGGAGAAGACGACAGGUGAAGGGGAUCGCUUCCUCAUCGAGACUAGGAGCAAGGCCUUCAUCAGGGCCCUCAUCUACAUCGACUUGAAGGAGAAAUUCAAUAUGUCCCCUCCACUUCUAUUCUACGAUGAACGAAGUCGCUUCCUAAAAUGGUUUCAAAUAUUCUUCAUGCCAGAGAGGCAACAUGCCAAUCCCCAGGCUAUUGCAGCUCAUAGGAAGCAGCCUGAGUUUGCUGCAAAUGGGCAGCAACAACCUUUGCCAACACAAGCAUCUUUUGCGCGGCAAAGCACCGCAAGAGAUUUUCAGCAACGGCAGCAGCAGUCAUUGCCAACCACAGCCAUGCAGCACCUACAACCAGCUGUGCCACGACGACAGUCAAUGAUGGCUGGGACGUCAGCAUCGUUUAACGACACGGCGAAAGGCUCUAUAAUGAGAAAGAUCGAGAUCCUCAAAGUCCUCAAGCGAUCUCCCGCACCUGUAGAAACCUCGAUUGCAAACAAACGAUCCAGACUCUCCAGUAUGGGUACUGCCUGUGUCCCUCAACUGCCGCCUACGUCGUUCCUUUCUACUCAGGCUGCUUUGCCAUGUUCAUCCCAAGUGGCCAGCGUUCACAAGACUAUCAGCUAUCCUCAGGCCCAUGCGAUCUCCAACUCAAUACUACGUAAGCGACUGAAUUCUACUACAAUGGGUAAUUUGAGGAUCCUUACUUCCUCUGAAGUGAAUCACGGCAUUCCCAAAGCACCGCACUUGAAUCCCAUGACCGGCCAACCUGGACAUUUCCCUGCCCCACCGAGUCAUUCUCAGAAUCCCGUCAAUGCCCCAGUUCUAUAUUCAUCAAAUGCGUCAGUGCCGACUGCCAGUCUCAGACCAGAGACAGCUGGAUUGAAAGUGAUGGCUUCAAAAAAGGAAGAAUUUGGAAUAAGUGCACGACAUGACGGCUUCCAGGACUUCACGUUUCCAACCUCAUGCAAUUUCUGUAGUAAGGCUGCUGAGGAGUUGUGCUCCAACUGUAAGUCUGUGGCGUACUGCAAUAGAGUCUGUCAGGUCAACGAUUGAAAAAACGGGCGCAAGAAUGAGUGUCAUCAAUUAUAGUUUCUCUUUCAAUUUGAUCUUUUGUCUUGGGAUUUCAUGAAAUGAGUGUUCUUGUCACCAGCAACUUAAGUUUUCACAAUAUUCUUGAUUCUAUAAAUAGAUAAAUGUUCAACAUCAAGCACUCAACCACUACACUCCUGUAGACUAGGAUCAACGUGGACACAGAGGGGUCAGUAAAAGUAUUGCAAAAUAAGUAUUAAACAGGCAUCCUUAACAAGUCAAUUAAUUACAAUGAUAGCAUUCGUUUCGGAGACAGAAAGUCAUUUUCUUCACGGUGGAAUAAAAUUAGAAGAGUGGGAAGAGGAAAAAG
This is a messenger RNA of Darwinula stevensoni, 2127 nucleotides long. NCBI's taxonomy places the organism in Eukaryota, Metazoa, Arthropoda, Ostracoda, Podocopida, Darwinulidae. The record is from the annotation of a GenBank genome assembly.